AUGAUAAAAAAAUGGCAUUCCCAAGAACACUAUCGAGUUCGGGCAUUUGAUCCUCGCCUUUCCGACGGCACCCUAGUGACUCCCAAAGAUGUCCAAUACAAUAAAGACAGUGGCACGUCCUACUUUGAAUAUCCCGAAGCCGAUUUUGUGUCUCACGAAACCGGAGUUUACUCCCCAAGAGCAUUCGUGGUAGCAGUUGAUGACUCGCCUCUUAAUACUUAUGGUACUAUUGCUCGACCAUCUGGAGAAAAACAUACGAACAACUACUCAGAGUUAAUGGCCAUACUCCAUGCACUCGAGCUCCUUAAACAUCAUAGCGGAUUACGAAAUUAUAUCUCCGAACACCCCCUCUUAAUUCACCAUUCGUUUAGAGUAGACGUCAUCAUCAUUACGGAUUCCAAGUUCGUACAUAGCUGUCUUACCUCGUGGCUUCCAAUCUGGUUGAAGAACGGAUUCAGGACAGUAGAGGGGAACUCAGUGGCAAAUAAAGAUCUCAUUUUACGCAUCCAUCACAUGAUCGAGCUACUUUCAGAUAAUGUUGAUAUCCAACUCUGGCAUGUUGGAAGGGAGCAUAAUCGAGAUGCGGACGAACUGGCUGUUCGAGCACUUCGUACUCAGACUACAAACCAGGUACAAGAUAUUGCCUCAUCAAGUCUUCGUACUCAGACUACAAACCAGGCACAAGAUAUUGCCUCAUCAAGUCUUCAACACUUCAGAUCUGGGAUUAUCCACCGUGCUCCUCGAAUGAUACAUUUGGCGCAUGAGAUCGGGAUUUUUCCUCAAAAUAACUGCAUGGAGAUGGGUUUGGGAGGAAUAAUCAUGUCCAUGGUAUUAGCUGGAAAAGAUCGUGGAGCAAACUUCAAGACUCUCUUUGGACCCGAAUACAGGAGUGAUAGUUUGUACGUUAUGUAUCGAAAACUCGGCCGUGCAGUUCUUUACCUUUCUCUAGAUGAGCCUGGCCACUAUUCAUAUCCUGAUAGUGUCAUCUGGACGGCUAGGAGUACAUCCAUGUACCAAUUUGCAGGCAAACAUCCUCGACCGAUUGACACAUACGAGGCAAGAAAGCUACGAGAAUGGUGUAUUGACAGUCGAUUGUUCUCGGAUGGGAAACUUCUCACUUUGCUGUUGGAACUUAUACAUACGAUUCGAUUAACAUUCGGUCUUGAUGUCAGUCUCGGAAGUUAA
Botrytis deweyae is the source of this 1185-nucleotide messenger RNA. RefSeq lists its product as uncharacterized. Gene Ontology annotation, biological process: DNA replication, removal of RNA primer. Lineage: Eukaryota; Fungi; Ascomycota; Leotiomycetes; Helotiales; Sclerotiniaceae. The record is from RefSeq and is a predicted model, not a curated record. The transcript has 2 exons. Gene Ontology annotation, molecular function: RNA-DNA hybrid ribonuclease activity; nucleic acid binding. The coding region runs from base 1 to 1185 and encodes 394 amino acids.